AUGGUCACAGCAUUAACGGGCAGUAAACUUAUCGCGCUUGCUUUGUGGAUUUUUGGAAGCAUAUAUUCGACUUGCAGCAUCCUGAUAUACAUUGAGUAUGGCCUUGCUUGGCCCUUCAACGGCGGUGAAUUUGUCUACAUAUCCAAACUCUUUCCGAGCCCGCCACUCCUGGUCGAAACAUCAUUUGCAUGGUUUUUCGUCUCAUUCUCUACAUCCGCAAACAAUGCUCUUAUGUUUGCCAGAUUUUGCAUCCUUCUGGCCAACAAGGAAAGUGAAUGGCUCAUGAAAUUCGUUGCAUGUGUCAUUACCAUUGCAAUAAGCCUACUGCACUACCGAUUACUCAGCAUUGGCAUAGCUGCCAACAACAUACUGGCAACGUACAAAGCCGGGUUGCUAUUAGUUUUUGUACUGGCAGGGCUUGUCGCAGUCUGCCAAGAAGGAGCUCAUCGUAAUCUUCGUGGAAGUAGCGAUUUCUCCUCCAUGUAUCCCGAUCCCUCAUCAUCAGAGAGAUCUAACUGGUGCUAUAAAGAGCCAGCGUCGCAAGAUUCCAAGGAGGGGCAAGUAUCAGGCGCCAAUGUGGCUCUCGCCGCACUCUUGGUUCUCUACAGCUACCAGGGAUGGGAAAAUUCAAACUAUGUGGCUUCGGAGAUAGAGGGCACACCUUCGCAACAAAGGAGAGUUCUCAAAAGAGGCGCUCUGUUAGCCGUAACAGUUGUAUCGUCACUGUACAUUUUGUUCAACUUCCUUCUAUUCUGGUUACUCAGCUUUGGAGAGAUUGUGGAGAGUUCGUCGACGACUGCAGCUGUCGCCUUUGCUGUCCGGGCGUUUCAUCAACGCGAAAGCCUUGCGAAAACAAGUAUAUACGUCUGCAUUGCACUCUCAUCUUGCGGAAACCUUAUAGGCGUCAUUUUCACCAAUGCAAGAGUCAAAAGAGACAUUGCUAUUCAGCGCAUUAUUCCAUUUCCUAUCAUGUUUGCGCGUAGCUCUACAUAUGGUCGCAACCGAGGGGACAUGCUUGGAACACCAACCGGCGGCCUUCUCCUUCAUGCAUUAGCGACAUGCAUAACCAUAGCUUCAGUUCCUGACUAUGGUGACGGAAUUCACGAAGGCAUAAUGUUCGUGAUCAACCUAUUCACAUACGGCCACGCAAUUCUUCAAAUCAUCCUCGGCAUCGGCCUCAUCUUCCUCAAAAAGCGCAUGGAAGACAACGAAACACAUCGCCACGAUCCAGCAAAUUCGAAAGGCCCGUACGAGGAGAAAUGGCCAUGGGAUUAUAACAUACUUGACAGAACCUGGAAGAGAUUAACAACAGGCGCGAUUUUCAUUCUGGUCAACGCAUUCGUCGUGGUCAUGCCGCUCGUCCCGACAACGAGCCUGUUGGACGGCUGCCCGCGCAGAAUCAAGAUCUUUUACCUUCCUAUUACCGUCAUUUCAAUCCUGGGAUUUAAGCAGACGAAAGGCCCCAUGGAAGGCGAUUUCGUCCCUCACAGUGCCCGCAGAGUGUGGUGGGAGGAAAUGAGUUGGAGGUUUCAGGGCAAGAACGAAAUCAUGACCAGGCUUCGGGCCAAUUAUGAGAAGGAUACUGCAAGAGAGCUACGAAUGCCCAGUAUAGACGAUAGAUCUUGA
This is a messenger RNA of Diplodia corticola, 1626 nucleotides long. RefSeq names its product high affinity methionine permease. Lineage: Eukaryota; Fungi; Ascomycota; Dothideomycetes; Botryosphaeriales; Botryosphaeriaceae. Gene Ontology annotation, cellular component: membrane. The transcript is spliced from 10 exons. The coding region runs from base 1 to 1626 and encodes 541 amino acids. Gene Ontology annotation, biological process: amino acid transmembrane transport. Gene Ontology annotation, molecular function: L-amino acid transmembrane transporter activity. The record is from RefSeq and is a predicted model, not a curated record.